AUGAGAUCUCUCAGCUACUUUCGACUAUACUUCUUCCUUGCCGCUCUCAGCCUGGCCUCCGCCCAUUCAGCCAAGCUCAACAUUACUGCAGUCGCCGCCCGCAAUGGCGUCUCGCACUUCGAGUGCUGGGAGCUCAACACGCCCUUCACAUCUUCCAACCAGUCCGGCCUAGUCAAGACCAGAACCGCAAGUCUGGGCGACGUCUCCAAGAUGACGUACAACGUCGUGCCGGCCGGCUUCGACGGCGGUUUCCACCCGGCCCCGAGCAACCAAUGGGUCAUCCUCUUGUCUGGACUGGGCGUCAUUACUCUGCCUGAUAACACCUCCACGACUAUUACGGCAAACGGUGGCGGGUUCGGACUUGUCUUCGCGACGGAUACGGCUGAUCGAACCAGGCAGGGUCACGGAUCGAUCUUCCCGGGCGUAACAGAGUCCAUCGCUUUGCAGAUCCCGACCAGAAAUAAUGAGAUUCCGAAGCACCGUGUUCUGUAUCACGACAAGCCUUGUACUGUUGCCGAGGUUGCCGGCUUGAGGUCCUGGGCCUUUGAGAAUUAG
Molecule: messenger RNA, 555 nt
Organism: Colletotrichum karsti
Lineage: Eukaryota; Fungi; Ascomycota; Sordariomycetes; Glomerellales; Glomerellaceae
Product: small secreted protein
Exons: 2
Coding region: 1-555 (184 amino acids)
Source: RefSeq, a predicted model, not a curated record